Molecule: messenger RNA, 3480 nt
Organism: Orbilia oligospora ATCC 24927
Lineage: Eukaryota; Fungi; Ascomycota; Orbiliomycetes; Orbiliales; Orbiliaceae
Exons: 9
Coding region: 1-3480 (1159 amino acids)
Biological process (GO): phosphorelay signal transduction system; protein autophosphorylation
Molecular function (GO): phosphorelay sensor kinase activity; histidine phosphotransfer kinase activity
Source: RefSeq, a predicted model, not a curated record
AUGUCCGAAAGUCGAUCUCGAACAGUCGAUGGGGUUUCGUCGCUGGACUCUUCCGCCGAAGAGAAGGCACACCAGCAUGCACCAGCCGCUGUCUCCGCUCACGAGAGCAAACUUCCACCUGCCUCGAGAAAUCCCGUAUCGAGAUGGUAUAUCAAUCGUUUUGGGAAACCGUUGCAUUUAAGAGUUAAGAUUCGGAACCAAUUAAGUUUGCUUUUUGCUAUCUUGAAGUUCUUGGUCGCGAUUUUCACGUUGACUGCCGUUGGGGCUCUAGCGGGUAUCUCAUGGCGCAACAAUCUCGGUUUUAUCAAAGACUCUGCGACCACCAGACUCAGUAUGACUGCCGAUCUUAAGCGUGCCCAAAUGGUACAGGCCAUUGAAACUUUAGAGGGACUUGCUUCGUCCAUCGCCACCCGAAGUGCCCCGAUUUCUCUUCUAACACGGUGGAUCAACGGAACAAUAACAUCGAAUUACUGGGGUUUUGCUGCUUCUGAUACCGCCUCAGCCUUGUCCGCUCAGCGGUUUUAUGUUGCCGCAACCCUUUAUAAUGCCAAUCUCACGCAAGCAUUGCUCAAUAUUACAGCUAACCCGCCUGGAAAUCGCGAUUUUAAUGAUGCGAGAAACAAAAAGGAUGCUUUAGGCGUUUUUACAGAUGAAAAUGGACAAGCACAAUCGGCCAAUUGGGAUGGGCAUGAAGGAUUCCCUGAUGAGCUAUACCCUCGAGCCUCCGUAAUAUCGAAUACGUCCGCCGAGAAAUUAGAGCUUUUCAACCAGGGAUUCAUCGAAAACCACCAGAGCCUUCUUUUAGGACCAGUACAAGUCAACAGCUCAUACUAUAUGAUAUCUUUUACUGUUCCAGUCCAUAAUUCAACUCGUGCAUUGAUAGGUUUCUGGACAAUCUUGCUCGAUGCUCAGCUCCUAGUUGACAUUGUAAAUACUACCCAGGGCAUGGGGGACACGGGGCAGACCUUACUUGUUGGUCCUAAUACUAUCACUAACAUAUAUGAACCACGAGAUCGAGAGCUCACAGAUGAUACACAAUUCCGCUACUUACUUCCUCCUGUGCGGACACCUGAACUUUACGGAACCGUUGACAAAAUGGGAAGCUUCCAAGCUGUCAAGAAGGCGUAUUUCAGUGUCAAUGACAGUGAUGAAGCCGUUGCCGAACUCGACACGCGAAAUACCCAGGGCCAGCGGGUGAGUGUUGGAUAUGGCAUCAUUGGAUCUGCGAAUAAAUUUGCCGAUUGGGCUCUAAUAGUUGAAAUGCAAAAUUCCGAAAUAUAUGCUCCCAUUUCGAAAAUCCAGCAGCUUUUAAUUGCAACAGUUUUCGGUGUCGUUGGAGGGAUACUCCUCUUCAUAUAUCCCCUUGCCCAGUGGGCGGUCUCUCCCAUCACACGGCUUCGAACUGCUACAGAGCGAACAACUCAACCACCCUCCUACGAUGACGUGCGAGAAGGCCGCGAUCAUGAUGACCCCGAAGACGGACGCCGUAACUCAAGUCAAAGAGGGUUCAGGAUUCCCCUCAAAAUUCCGGAACGCUCCUAUUUCAUACACGACGAACUCACGGAUCUCACUCAUACCUAUAAUCUAAUGACUGAAGAAUUGACUAGGCAUUAUGAUGAGUUGGAGGAUCGAGUAUUUCAGAGAACCCGCGAAAUCGAAGCCCAAAGGAAGGUAGCCGAAGAGGCCAACGAAUCAAAAACUAUUUUCAUUGCGAAUAUUAGUCACGAGCUUAGGACACCUCUAAAUGGUAUUCUUGGGAUGUGCUCAGUGCUAAUGGGCGAAAAGGAUCCAAGUCAGGUCCAGCACAGCCUUCGAAUUAUAGAAAAGUCAGGCGAAUUACUCUUGGCUUUGCUGACUGAUCUUUUAACCUUUAGCAAGAAUCAAUAUGGCAAUCAUGUGAUUCUUGAGGAACGAAAUUUUCGACUAAGUGAUGUCACAAGUCAACUCAACGCCAUCUUCAAAAAACAAGCAACAGAAAAGCAUAUCGACCUCACAGUUGCAGUCACGCCGGUUCAUUUCUUGGAAUCAGCCGUGUUUUUCGGCGACAGUAAUCGUCUGAUGCAGAUUCUAAUUAAUCUCAUUGGUAACAGCCUCAAAUUUACAGAAGUCGGCUCUGUUAAAGUUAGGGUCGUAGUGAAAGAAAAUCAUGGCAAGGAUGACGGCUUGGGUCGCGCGAACUCUGAUGGCUCGCGACACUCAAAGAUGUUCUUUUCUCGAGGGAGCUUGAGGGGCGGUUCAAUGACUCAGAAGCCUCCAUCCCGGCAUACAUCCUUAAAUGGGCCCCAGGCUAGUAAGACCGACGGCCUCGCGGAGAAGAUUUCCAACGUGCUCACAAGGACUGCUACAGGAGUACCGUACGACGGAAAUGUAUCACGUGAAGACAUACUAACAGAAAAAGAAGCCAUUCUUCCUGGGGUCGAUAGCGCUUUUAUCGGUGAAUUCUGGGUUGAGGAUACGGGGCCGGGGAUACCACCGGAUCUCCACGAGAAGGUAUUCGAACCAUUCACCCAGGGAGAUAGAAGCCUUAGUCGGAAACAUGGAGGAACGGGGUUGGGGUUGAGCAUAUGCCGCCAGCUGGCCGCAUUGCUAAAAGGAACUAUUGUUCUCAAGCAAUCAGACAGCAACGGUAGUCAAUUCUGCCUCACUAUCCCUCUUAAACUUGCUAGGGAAGGCGCUUCGGCUAGGGAUAGCAUCGCUUCAAGCCUCGAUGGCAGUCUUCAAGAGAGUACUGUCGCAGCUGUUCUCGGUGGAACAAACGCUCUUGUUCUAGAAAAGGAUCUUGGACGCGUCUUACCGACCCCAGUAGGCUGGAACCUAACACGAAAAUCCCGAGACAACAUCUCUAUUCCAGAAUUGGGUCUUGGAGGAGAUUUGGGUACCGUUAUCAAUUCGGAACAUAAGACAAUACCGAUAACAAAGAAUGCAGGAAAGCUUCUCGACCUUCCGGCAAACCCCCUUACUCAAAUGGAGAGGAUUAGGGUUCUAGUGGCGGAAGACAACCCUGUAAACCAGGAGGUUGUUUCCCGAAUGUUGCGUUUAGAGUCGGUGUAUGACAUUGUUAUUGCCAAAGACGGCCAGGAAGCGGUGAACCGCGUGAAAGAAGCCCUAUCUGAAGGGAAACAUUUUCACAUCAUCCUCAUGGAUGUCCAGAUGCCCACCUUAGAUGGCAUCCAAGCUACGAGUGUCAUCAGGUCGCUUGGAUACAGGGCGCCCAUAGUAGCAUUAAGUGCUUACAGCACAGAAAACAACAUUAAAGAAUGCUACGACUCCGGUAUGGAUUAUUUCAUUAGCAAACCGGUUAAGAAAAGCCAACUACGAACCGUUUUAAAACGAUACUGUUCAACAAUCCCCGAAGAAAAUACCCCAUCCUCGGAAGUCGAGUCCCCCUUGUCAAUGUCACCGGUACAAACGCCUUCGAUAGAGACGACGCUCCUAACCCAACCGCCCGGCACAUCGGAAUCAGCGUUGUCGUUACCGUAG